GCUACACUCCGGCGGAGACCCUGCUGGCGGACGCACUGCAGCCUGAAGCGGCCGCUGCUCUCCUCGUCCGCUCACCACAGCGCCUCCGGAAUGACUCGGCUGGGCGCAGCGAUGCUGCUGUUGGCAGCCCUGACGGCGGGUGUGGGCGCGGCAGGGAAGAUGCGCGUCCUCAACGCCUGGCGAACGCUCGACUUCGCCUUCCCGUCGGAGCUCACCCGCCAGGCCAUGAUACGCAACGGCUCCUACGUUCCGGGGAACUCCAUCCCUAUUGACGUGCAGCCUUGGCAGAGCGAGCGCGGCCUGUGGAGCAUGCUGGUGACGAUCCCGCGGUUCAAGAAGGGCGUGCCCGCCACGCUGGCCGUGGUGCCGCCCAAGGGGGACACCGGCACGCCGCUGCUGCCCUUCCCGGACUGGCGGUCCAACCUGCAGGGAAACUGCGACGGCUUCACCUCCGUCUUCAGGGUGCAGGUUGACUCUUGCGGCCGGUUAUGGAUUCUGGACACCGGCUUCGUCGACAUUUUGACGAGCGACUUCAGGCGGAUAUGUCCGACCAAGGUGGUGGUGUUCAACAACCGCGGCGAGAAGACGCUGAGCUACGAGUACCCACACGACGUGCUGACGGAAUCGUCGCUGCUGGUCACGAUCGCCGUGGAGUCGCGCGACGCCGCGUGCACCAACAACUUCGCGUACGCCGCCGACGUGACGGGCUUCGGGCUGGUCGUGCUGGACGAGCAGCGGCGCCGGUCGUGGCGCGUCACGGCCAACUACUUCUACCCGUACCCGCAGUGGGGCCACUUCGACCUCAACGGCGACUCGUUCGACCUGAUGGACGGCGUGCUGGGGCUGGCUCUGGGGCCGCCCAAGGCGGACGGCGACCGCGACCUCUACUUCCACAGCAUGGCCUCCGACCGCGAGUCCGCCGUGGCCACGUCCGUGCUGCGCAACCACUCGCUCUUCGAGGACGGCGUCAACCACGCCAGCCGCGAGUUCCUCCUGCUGGGCGAGCCGCGGCCCGGGCAGACGGCGGCCGAGGCGAUGGACGUGGACGGCGUCAUGUUCUUCAGCGUGCUGCCGCGGAACACGCUCAACUGCUGGAACUCGCGCUCCAGCUACGGCGGCCGCAACAUCGUCGAGCUGGACCGCGACGAACACAACCUGCAGUUCGCCAGCGGCGUCAAGGUCAUCCAGGACAGCAAGGGCCGCAGCCACCUCUGGGUGCUCACCUGCCGCUUCCAGAAGCACAUGACGGGCACCAUCGACAACUCUGAGAUCAACUACAGGAUCCUGGCGUCGCCGGUCGACGACCUGGUGCGCGGGACCAGCUGCGCGGUGCGGCGCCAGCAGGCUGCCCGGCCCCAGCAGCAGCAGCAGCAGCAGCAGUCCCAGCAGCGGCCGUCGUACGGCGGGCCCAGCGGCGGCUACUACGGUAGUGGCGGCCUGCUCUUCCAGUAGCGGGCAGCGCGCCAGGCGCACCAGCCCAGCCGCUGCAGCCGCCAGCUGGCUACUCCUGCAAACACUGACUGACCGCCAUUCCCUCUGGCUGCGGCGCGACGCGUGUACUCGCUGCGCCCACAGUGUCAGCCACGGGCGCUACCCGGUGAUUUCACUCACAGAAACCACAGCCUCUCAGCCCGCAGAGUUGAAGCUGACGCAAGGACUUUCCGUGAAAGUUCGAAGCCCCACCUUCUCAUUUCACCCCUUCAUUUACACAAAACCGCUACAUUUUCAGUGUGUAAGUUCAAGAAGGACCGGCGUUAACAACUCGACUGUCUGCCUUCUUUUAAAAACAGGGCAACAUUCAGAGUGAGAUUUCCCUAACACAGAGCGUAAAAGACGAAAGCGUCCCUAGAAUUUCACUACACAUCAGAACAUCGAUUUAUAACACACCGUUUACUCACGAGGGAACAUCCCCAUCGCACCCCCCCUCAGAUUUAGUUAUAAGUUGGCACAGUGGAUAGGCCUUGAAAAACUGAACACAGAUCGAUCGAGAAAACAGGAAGAAGUUGUGUGGAACUAUCAAAAAAUAAGCAAAAUAUACAAACUGGGUCGUCCAUGCGUAAGAUAUGCAAUAUUAAGAGCGCUGUAAGGCGAGGAGUUCUGUGGUCCCGUGGUUAG
Schistocerca cancellata (South American locust) is the source of this 2115-nucleotide messenger RNA. RefSeq names its product protein yellow-like. The transcript is spliced from 6 exons. Gene Ontology annotation, cellular component: extracellular region. Bases 91 to 1452 code for a protein of 453 amino acids. The record is from RefSeq and is a predicted model, not a curated record. NCBI's taxonomy places the organism in Eukaryota, Metazoa, Arthropoda, Insecta, Orthoptera, Acrididae.